CUUCAUCAGAAAUGAAACUUAUCUGUUCCUGAUUAGUCGUAAUUUGUAUCUGUAUCAUCUGUGUUUAACGGUUUAAAGGGUUUCUUGUACAGGAUUAUCAGUAUUAUCUGUUUUUGAGAGCCUUUGUGUGUUGUUUAUUUUGUAUAGUUUCAAUCAGGUGAUUCAUUUAUUCAGACCCAGCUGUGUUUCACAGGGCUUUUAUAAACUGAACCAGGAAGUGUGAGCUGCUGUAAGUGACUCUGUGUGAGUUUGUUUUUCAGUAAAAUGGCAGAAGCGAAUAUUUUAGGACUUCAGGAUCAGUUCAGCUGCCCAAUCUGUAUGGAUCUAUUCAAGGACCCAGUAACUCUUUUGUGUGGACACAGUUACUGUGUGGUCUGUAUUAAUGGCUGCUGGGAUCAGGAGGAUCAGCAGGGAGUCUAUAGCUGUCCUCAGUGUAGACAAACCUUCACUCCAAGACCUGUUGUAAGUAAAAACAGUGUUCUAGCUGAAGUAGUGGAGACACUGAAGAAGACAGGACUCCAAGCUCCACGUCCUGCUCAUUGUCCAUCUGGACCUGAAGAUGUGGAGUGUGAUUUCUGUAUUGAGAGUAAAUCCAAAGCCAUCAAGUCCUGCCUGGUGUGUCUGGCCUCUUUCUGUGAAACUCAUCUCCAGCCUCACUAUAAAUCUCCUGCCUUUAAGAAGCACAAGCUGGUCGAAGCCUCCGGACGACUUCAGGAUCAGAUCUGCUCUCAGCAUGACAAACUGCUGGAGGUUUACUGUCGCACUGACCAACAGUGUAUCUGCAUGUUGUGUACUAUGGAUGAACAUAAAGGCCAUGAUACGGUAUCAGCUACAACAGGAAAAGCUGAGAAACAGAAACAGUUUUUGGAGGUGCAAGGAACAUUCCAGAAAAAAAUUCAGGAGGGAGAGCAGGAGCUUCAGGAGCUAACAAAAGCUGUGGAGUCUCACAAGAACUCUGCACAGACAGCAGUUCUGGAAACUGAGAAAAUGUUUACUGAUAUGAUCAGUACCAUGCAGAAAAGAUGCUCUGCGGUGACACAGCUAAUCAGAGCUCAAGAGAAAGCUGCAGUGAGUCAAGCUGAAGAAAUCAUCAUGAAACUGGAGCAGGAGAUUGCAGAGCUGAAGAGCAGAGAAGCUGGAAUGAAGGAGCUUUUACUCACUGAGGAUCCCAUCCAGUACCUCCAGAGUUUUCAUUCUUUUGUGACCCCUCCUGGAGCUGCAGAUUUACCAACCAUCGUGGUCAGUGCUUUCUUCUCUUUUGAUGAUCUAGUAAAGUCUGUGUCUCAGUCAAAAGUGAAGAUGGAGGCAUGCUUUGAGGAGCAGUUUGAGAAGAUAUCAAGUGAAGUGAAGAAAAUCCUGAUUCUAUCAAGCCAAAGCAGAGAGGAAUUUCAAGAGUAUUCCUGUCAAUUCACACUGGAUCCCAAUACAGCAAAUGAAUGCCUCCAACUGUCUGAUUCAAACAGAAUGGCAACUAACAAAGAUAUUUACACUAGAAAGAGAUUUAAACAAUAUACGGUUGAAAAUCCAGAGAGAUUUAACUGUUACUCCCAGGUGUUGUGUAGUGAGAGUGUGUCUGGACCUUGUUACUGGGAGGUGGAGUGGAGUGGGGUUAAUGGGAUUUAUAUAGCAGUGUCCUAUAAAGACAUCAGCAGGAAGGGAUAUGAUAAUGAAUGUGUGUUUGGGCAUAAUGAUAAGUCCUGGAGUUUGCUGUGCCAAUCAUCUGGUUACUCAUUCUUACACAACAGCCAAGAAACUAAUAUCACUGUGAACUCUGUCUCCUCUACAAUAGGAGUGUUUGUGGAUCACAAGGCAGGAACUCUGUCUUUCUACAGCGUCUCUGACACGAUGAAGCUAAUCCACAAAGUUCACACCACAUUCACUCAGCCUCUUUACCCUGGAUUUAACCUAAAUAAAUAUUCAACAGUAAAACUGUGCCAAUAAAAAUAAAUUGUUUUGGAUUAGUUUAACACUAUAAGAUUUAUGUAACAAUGCUGCAUGCUGCUUUUAAAAAUAACAUUCACAAUUUCAAGAAAUUUAAAAGCUGACGUCUUGUUUAGUCAAUAUUUUUAUUAAAAAAAAUGAGUUGAAAUGCAAUUAUCUAAUUUUAUGCUUGCAAAAGUAGAAUUAAAAGGUAUAGUCUAGAGUACAAAUGCUGUUUCUUUACCAGAAUACUAAAAUACUAGUAUUACUAAAAUGCAGUGGUACAAAUUUUUAAGAGUUUUUUUUUUUUUCAGUGUGAAGAGGUAGUACAGGCGUUGUUGUACAUUCUUCACUUCACUAGCAUAUCAGUGUCAUCUGAAAUCCUCAGAGAUGUGUGUUCAGGUACACUCUCUACAGGGUUCACACUUCCUCCAUGUAGACCCAUUCAUUAUUACUGGUGAUCAGAAUUGGUGCACUGGUGUAAUAAACAGUGGUAGCUCGCUGGUUAAAAUGUUGCUAAGGAUUGAAAGUGUUUCAAUUCAAAUACCCCGCCUUCCAAGAUGUCACUUGACAAACACAUGAAAACUCUGAUAAAUGGAAGUUGCUCUAUAACAUGCCAGCUGUUUUGUAGUGAUAAAGAAUUGUGCAUGAUUGAGCAACUUGGAUGAUGUAUAAUGGAGCUGUUGUAUAUUAAACCAAGUGUAAAUAAUGACUCAAGCAAGAUCCUGGACACAAGCACAUGCCCUCUAGUAACGCAGCCUGAUUUGCAUUACUACUAUAGUAAAGAGGAUUCAGAAGCCUGUAGUCAUCAGGAAAUAAGACUACCAUGUCUGAAUCAAUGCUUUACUGCUAAAGCUGUUCAAACUUCAUUUUAAUACAAUUUUCAAAAUAAUGAUUCUCAAUGUUCUGUUUUUAUUGUUUUAAAUAAAAAAAAUGUUUUUUUAUAAGUAUUAAAAAAAUCCAACUGAUUUUCCUUUUACUAUAAUUAUCAGUGAUACAUGUUUUGAUUUGUGAUGCUUUUUUUUUACUUGGAGAAGAAUUCAGUGUGAUUAGAUUUUACAGGAACACCUAUGAAACAUCUUAUAGAGAAAUUGGACUUUUAUAUUCACACCAUUUAGGUUCCAGUCAUGUUAAAAUCUAAUGAGUAAAUCCAAGGUGUUCUGUAUUUUUCUGUUUCUUUUCAUUCUUUAUCUGUAUUUUUUAUUUUUUAUCUUUUACAGCCUGGAACUGCUCACUGUGUUUAAUAUCAGGUCAUAUAAACUAAUAGAACUCAAGAUAGAAGAAAAACAGGGUUGCAGAUAAUAUUAUAUAAUGCAUUUGCAUCUUAUUUGUUGUUGAAAUGUACUUUACUAUGUUUAAUAAACUUUACUAGAAUUGCAGAACUAA
Messenger RNA from Tachysurus vachellii, 3306 nucleotides. RefSeq names its product tripartite motif-containing protein 16-like. The record is from RefSeq and is a predicted model, not a curated record. The coding region runs from base 265 to 1941 and encodes 558 amino acids. Gene Ontology annotation, molecular function: zinc ion binding; protein binding. The transcript has 6 exons. NCBI's taxonomy places the organism in Eukaryota, Metazoa, Chordata, Actinopteri, Siluriformes, Bagridae.